Ipomoea triloba (trilobed morning glory) is the source of this 739-nucleotide messenger RNA. RefSeq names its product protein C2-DOMAIN ABA-RELATED 4-like. Bases 1 to 699 code for a protein of 232 amino acids. The transcript has 4 exons. Lineage: Eukaryota; Viridiplantae; Streptophyta; Magnoliopsida; Solanales; Convolvulaceae. The record is from RefSeq and is a predicted model, not a curated record.
AUGGGUCCCCCGGGAAUUAAAGUACCGUUAGCAUUGAUUCACCGGCUCCGGCGCGGCGGCAGAGGCGGUGGCAGAGGAAAUAAUGAGUCCAACAAGACGGAGGGGGGCUCCAGUAGCGACAAGAAGGCGGAGGGAGGCUCCAGCCAUAAGAAGUCGGAGGGGAGCGAUCGCGGCGGCGCAACCACCAACAAGGUGGAGAUGGACAGCCUCCUAGGCCUUCUCAGAAUUCGGAUCAAGCGAGGUGUUAACCUGGCCGUGCGCGAUGCUCGCAGUAGCGAUCCUUACGUUAUUGUCAAGAUGGGUAAACAGAAGCUGAGGACUCAUGUUUUGAAGAGGGAUGUGAAUCCUGAGUGGAAUGAAGACCUGACGCUUUAUGUUACAGAUCCCAGUCUUCCCAUUAAGCUGACUGUGUAUGAUCAUGACACAUUCAGCAAGGACGACAAAAUGGGACACGCAGAAAUCGAGAUCAAGCAUUUACUAGAGGCCCUGAAGAUGAAUGGGAAUGGGGUGGGGAAUGAGGAGACAGUAGCUGCAAGAGUUCAACCCAAGAGAUCAAAUUGCCUGGCUUCAGAAUCCUGCGUGGUUUGGAAAGACGGGAAGGUCACACAGGAUAUGUGUCUCAGAUUGAAAAACGUCGAGAGUGGCGAGGUUGAAAUCCAAAUCCAGUGGAUUAAUCUUCCAGCUGCCUCCAAGCCUUAAUAUAUAUCACCAAUUCAUCAUGAAACUUUAUGAUGAUGUC